This is a messenger RNA of Acanthosepion pharaonis, 465 nucleotides long. NCBI's taxonomy places the organism in Eukaryota, Metazoa, Mollusca, Cephalopoda, Sepiida, Sepiidae. The record is from the annotation of a GenBank genome assembly.
AUGUUUUUCGUCUUUCUUUCUUUCUGUCUUUCUUUCUUUCUUUCUUUCUUUCUUUCUUUCUUUCUUAUUACUCGUUCUUUCAUUACUUUUGCUUGUUUUCCAUUUUCUUUCCUUUCCAUUUUCUUUCGUUUCCUCUUUCUCUUUACUUUUUCAUUAUCCCUUACUUCUUUACACAUAUUUCGGUUUCUUUCUUUCUUUCUUUCUUUCUUUCUUUCUUUCUUUCUUUCUUUCUAUCGCUAUCCAUUACUCCACCGUGCCACUCUCUCUCUCUCACUCACUCACUCACUCACUCUCUCUCUCAUUUUUAAUCAAUAUCUAUCUAUCUAUCUAUCUAAUUUUCUUCGAAUCUUUCUAAUCUUCUCAACUUCUAUCUACAUCAAUCUAAUUUUUCAAUAUCUAUCUAUCUACCUAUCAAACAAUCUAUCUAUCUAUCUAUCUAUCUAUCUAUCUAUCUAUCUAUCUUAA